Messenger RNA from Acaromyces ingoldii, 1325 nucleotides. RefSeq lists its product as hypothetical. The transcript has 2 exons. Gene Ontology annotation, cellular component: nucleolus; small-subunit processome. Lineage: Eukaryota; Fungi; Basidiomycota; Exobasidiomycetes; Exobasidiales; Cryptobasidiaceae. Gene Ontology annotation, molecular function: RNA binding. Bases 42 to 1265 code for a protein of 407 amino acids. The record is from RefSeq and is a predicted model, not a curated record.
AACUUCCUUCGCCACGAAGAACCAAGGGGAAGAGACAGACGAUGGCGCCAAACAAGAAGUCUCAGGAUCAAGCCGAGGCAUCUACCUCAUCUGCACCCAACGAAGAUGCCGAACCCGUCAACAAGAACAAGCGUUUCCGCAAGGAGAAGCCCUGGGACACUGACGACGUGAACCACUGGGAGAUUCCCAAGAUUACGCGCGAGGACCACCCUCUGCCCUUUGCAGAGGAGUCGAGCUUCGCAACGCUCUUUCCCAAGUAUCGCGAAAAGUAUCUCAAGGAGGUGUGGGGGCCGGUCACGCGGGCACUGGAGAAGCAUGGGAUUGCCUGCACUUUAGACCUCGUCGAGGGCAGCAUGACGGUUAGGACGACACGAAAGACAUUUGACCCGUACAUCCUCUUCAAGGCUCGAGACCUCAUUAAGCUUCUCAGUCGGAGCGUGCCCUUCCCACAGGCCGUUCGGGUCCUCCAGGACGAUGUGACGUCGGAUGUCAUCAAGAUCGGAGGCCUUGUUCGAAACAAGGAGAGGUUUGUCAAGCGUCGUCAGAGGAUCAUUGGACCGAAUGGGAGCACGCUCAAGGCCAUUGAGCUCCUCACCGGCUGCUACGUCCUCGUGCAGGGUAAUACGGUCAGCGCAAUGGGUGGAUACAAGGGUCUGAAGGAGGUUCGGAGGAUCAUCGUCGAUUGCAUGAAGAACAUUCAUCCAAUCUACCACAUCAAGGAACUCAUGAUCAAGCGAGAGCUGGCCAAGGAUCCGAAGUUGGCAAAUGAGUCGUGGGAUCGCUUCCUGCCCAAAUUCAAGAAGCGCAACGUCAAAUCCAAGAAGCCCUCGGCCGAGGCAGGUGCGACGGAAAACGCAAACACCAUCCCGCUGGGCAAUGGCACCAGCAGCAAGCCGGCCCUCACCGCAGAGCAGGAAGGAGAGAAAAAAGAAAAGGACAAGAAGAAGAAGAAGGUCUACACACCUUUCCCUCCACCGCAGCAACCAAGCAAGAUCGACCUCCAGAUCGAAUCGGGCGAGUACUUCCUCAAGCCUCGAGAGAAGAAGGAGCGCAUCGAAGCAGAACGCGAAAAGCGACAGGAGUCGAAGCAGCGCGAGCGGGAAAAGGAAAGGGAAAAGAGCUUUAUCGCGCCAAAGGAAGACGACGGAGAGGGGCAGUUGUCGAAGAAGGCAAAGAAGAGGAAGGAAAAGGAGUCGGGACCGGAUGGGGAUGCAGAAGACAAGAAGAAGGACAAGAAGAAGCGGAAGCGAGAAGACAAGGAGUGAAGCAUCGAGUGCGCAUGGUAACAUUAUCAACAUCCCUUUGCAAUCAUAUUAGUACAGAGC